Ostrinia nubilalis (European corn borer) is the source of this 3633-nucleotide messenger RNA. It is a transcript of the gene shams, whose product is annotated as glucoside xylosyltransferase 1. The coding region runs from base 1 to 1206 and encodes 401 amino acids. The record is from RefSeq and is a predicted model, not a curated record. Gene Ontology annotation, molecular function: UDP-xylosyltransferase activity. The transcript has 7 exons. Gene Ontology annotation, biological process: protein O-linked glycosylation via N-acetylgalactosamine. Lineage: Eukaryota; Metazoa; Arthropoda; Insecta; Lepidoptera; Crambidae.
AUGGUGGUGAUGGAGGUCACGUCUCACAUCACGUCGGGGUCACCAAUGUGGGAUAUGAUGCUCAACCACAAUAAGGAAGCUAGAUCCCCCCUAGACAAAACGCACUUUUUGAUCGAAUCGAAAAUCGAAUCCGUCAAAACUCCAUACAAAAAAGGGGCUUUUCGACCACUUUUCGACUGGUUUGCGAUUAUAUUAAGCACUUUGUCUAGACCCACUGGGGAGAAUCGAGUAAAGGAGGUCCAAAGUAAUAAAUUUGAUAAAAUUGUGAUAUCUAUUGUUGUGUGUGACAGUAGAUUUAAUGAGUCAUUAAAUGUUAUUAAAUCUGCUCUGCUCUUUACAAAGACUCCACUGUACUUCGUUAUAUUUACUGAUGAUAAUUUAAGACCAAAGUUUGAUGAAAUAUUACACAAAUGGAAAACACACACAAGAAACCAAUUGGAUUUUGAAUUACAAAGAAUAUAUUUCCCUGAAGCUCACAAAGAAGAUUGGUUAAACUUGUUCAGUAAAUGCGCAGCUCAACGCCUCUUUAUUCCAAAAUUGCUUACUCACAUAGAUGCGAUGAUCUAUGUAGACACAGAUACACUUUUUUUGGGGCCUGCUGAUGAGAUCUGGCAUUUCUUCUCUCAGUUCAAUAGUUCACAGAUAUCUGCAAUGACACUUGAAGAUGAUAAUCCCAAUAUAUCUUGGUAUCCUCGUUUCGCAAAACAUCCUUUUUAUGGGAAAUAUGGUCUAAAUUCAGGAUUAAUGCUGAUGAAUUUGACCAGAAUGAGAACUUUUGGUUGGGUGGAUUAUGUGACCCCAAUCAUGCUUAAAUGGAAACUGUACAUACCAUGGGGAGAUCAGGAUAUAAUAAAUAUCAUAUUCCACUAUCACGAGAGCGCGGUGCUGGUGCUGCCGUGCCGCUUCAACUACCGCGCCGACCAGUGCAUGUACGGCGACGCGUGCGCCGGCGCGGCGGCGCGCGGCGUGCUGCUGCUGCACGGCAGCCGCGGCGUCUUCCACAACCAGAAACAGCCCGCGUUUCAAGCGAUAUACAAAGCGAUAGACGAACAUGAAGUUGGAACAGAUCCAUCGAAUAAUUUGCUGAAUAACAUGGAAAAAUACUUAUCAGAAGCUUCACCAUCCAACUGUGGAAACUUGAAGGAUGCUUUUCUAAGAAUACCUAUAAAGACAAUAAGUGAUUUAUAUGACGCCCCCGAAAGGUAGCCCCAUGGGUGAAGUAGGAAUUAUUGAAGUUUACUUGAAAAUAUAAUAAUGUAAGUAUUUUAAUGUUACCAGUAUACAAAACUUGAAAAUAUGGUGCUUCUAAGAAUCUCCUUAAAUAAUUUUAAGCAUAAGGAUAUUAUUACUAUUUACUAUAAUGUACAUUUAUAUUUAUAAGAUUGUAGUUGCAAAAGAAGCAAAUGAAUGUGUGAUGUGAAUGCAUGAGCGAAUUUUUUGCUACUACGACAACUCAUAUUUCAGCAUGAUUAUAGACAUGACACCGUAAUAGAAAUGUUUUGCAUUAUAAAUAAAAAUAUAUUUAAAUUCCUCUAUAAUGAACACAGAGGUAUAAAGGAAGAAAGCUACUUGUGGAUUGACGGUUUUUUGAUUGUCAGGGCUAAUCUCCAUCCGAUAAGGGAGUCCCAAAACCCGCCUCCUCACCUGGGGCGCAAAGUAUUUUUCAUAGGAAAAAAAACUGUAUUGAUGUGGAUAUCGCCGCUGUGAAGUUUUUCCGAGAAGAUAACAAGGGUUUUCUGUUAAUGGUUUUUCUAUUUGUUUUUAUCUGUUAAUUCGCUCUUAGCAGUGGUCGUGGUCACGUUAAGGCAUCUACAAUACAAGUAAUUCUAAUCUCUGCUUCUGCGUCGAUGGUAGAGGCGCACACAGUCAGUCAGCUCACCGCACGCGGAGUGCGGAUCUCACUAGUGCGGAUUUCACUAAUUUGUCAGUCCAGCGCAUAGGUGACCUGUAGGCCUAGUAGGGGCGCCGCGAAAAGCGGUUAUCACGUCAUUUUAUCGAUUUUGCCUAUACAUUUUGACGUCGAUAAGACUAUAUCACGGCGCGCAACCUUUUUUUUUUUUUCUUCAACUUUUCCCUACGCAGCUCCUAUAAUUUGGGAUCUAAUCAAAUCUUUAGGAGAGAUUUAGAAAAUGAAAUUGAACAUAGGCGUAAAUCCACAGGCUUUCUUCCCUUAGUAAACAGCUAUGUGAUUUUUGACUGACCAUAAUAUACACACUAAAUUAAAAAGAAUUCGAUUCUACUAUUCAUGUCGCUACACCCUAAUUUUUAGAAUUAAUAAAUUUAUGUGAUGUGUAAUCUCUGGAAUGAUCUGUCAAGUUACGCUCAAUUUCUUCUUGCUACUACUCUUGGUUACUUUCGUCUAGGAUCGUAUCGAUCGAUCUCAAAGCGGAAGGUAAAAUGCGCUCGUAGUAAUUCUUAAUCUAGUAAAAGAUUUAAAAAACUCCAUUAAUUCCUGCGCAAUUGGAAAUCUUUGCAUUACAAUAAUACGAGUAACGUAGGUUAAUGAUUCCAUUUAUCGGUUUGAGGAACAUAAAAAUCCCAUGCCAAAAACUUGUUAUUAAGAAAAUGGCCUUAACAGACAUCAACAGACUUUAAUUAAAUUGAAUAAUACAUAAUGUAAUAUAACAUUAGUAUAAAAUUUAGUGGCCAUCUUUAUGUAUUAACAUUGAAUCUGUUAAAAACAAGUCAGUAUUAAAAUUGCAUUAUUACUUAAUAUAUUCCCAGCCUUGUCGGCAACAUUUCAGUAUCCGGUAUUUUAUCUCAACAAGGGCACAUCGCUAGGUUGACUACAGAAAUGAUAUCGUAUGAAUUAUUUCUGGAAGUUUUUUCAUACGUUACAUUGGUUAAUACUCUUUUGUUAAUACAUUUUACAAAACAUAAUCAUCACAAAAAUCUCCAACAUUUAAAUUCCCAAAAUAAAAUUCAAAAUAAUGCUAUGAAAUAUUUAUCCCUAUGUUAAUAAAUAAUGACAUACUGUUAUUUUUAAUGAAAAAUAACUGUUUAUUACUACGCGAAAAGUUUAUCUAAAUAAAUAUGUGUUUUUUACUUUACAAUAGGCAACUUGAAAGUAUUUAUUUGCCUUUCGUGAUCGGGUAGGCCGUAGGCGUUGAACGCCCAGUAUCUAGGUAUUUUAUUUAAAUAAAAAUAUGUUAAAUAAUAAAUUAUAAGACAUUCGCACUAUGUAGAUUAAGUAAGUAACAAUUAAGUAUUGCUAUCUGCCUCAUUUAUUAUUAGCAUUUCCAUUAUUAAAUAAAUAUUGUUAUUUUUUUACAUAAUUUUCUGAGAUACAUAUUAAAUGUUUUGGAAAAAAAUUUUUCUUAUUCUAUACUAAUAACGCAUCAAACUAGUUCUUAGGUUUUUAGCUUUAGGUUAAGUAUUCGCAUGGUACCUAUUCGUAAAAGCUACCGGGGAUGCAUCCACAUCCCAUUUUUAUUAUUUAUGUAAUAAUGACCCUACCGAAUAGAAUGGAAAUUUUAACUUGUGCAAUACAAAAAUUACAAAAAGUCAUAGAUUAAUAAAGCCUUUAUUAUUAAGCAAAAAGUAUAAAAAAUAAGAAUAAAUUAGCAACUGUAUUAUUCUUUAUUUCACAGACUGGGUUUGCAUGCCUUUAAAAAAUUAUUACCAUACCUUCCA